This is a messenger RNA of Peronospora belbahrii, 744 nucleotides long. Lineage: Eukaryota; Oomycota; Peronosporomycetes; Peronosporales; Peronosporaceae. The record is from the annotation of a GenBank genome assembly.
AUGUUCGUCGAGUUCAGUGCAGCCAAGUCAUCCUUUGUGAAGAUACUGCUUGUUAUUGCGCUGGUCGCGUGUUCGGCUACGAGCGAGAUUCCCCCAGAAUUGGUAUCUGAAGGAAGCUCACGUGCUUUGAAUACGGUGCAUGCAGCUGAAAACAGCGUCGUGGACAAGCAAUACUUGAGAUCCGACGUACCCGAGACAACGAGUAAUCAAAAUACCGUCACUUUUGAAGACAGGAUUAAUGGCGCUCACAUCUCCACGUCAGACGUCGCCCGAACGAGCAUCAGCCAACAGCUGAAAUCAAAGAUAUCGACAACAUACGCUGCAUUCAUCGAGAAGAUGAAACCUGAGUGGUGGCAGCUGAGGAAGUCUCCGGACAAGUUGUUUGAUUAUGUGAAAGUCAAGAAGGCGAAUGUGAAUCCAGGUGAGGACCCCUUUGCAAGAUUCAAGUUUGAGUUUUGGUCCACCGUUGUCUUUCUCUUCAACCCCGAGGACCCGAUGCGUCACAUCAGAAGUGUGUUAUUGGACAAGUUUGAAGGCGAACAUAAGCUUGCAGCUGCAGUUCAAGCAGCGCUCAACGAAAAGCCUACGCUUAUUAAAGAGUUUAUGCUGGAGAAUCUGCAGGCCAAACAAUUCGCGUUGUGGUUGCAAAAUGAUAUCCCGUUGACAGAUAUCAAAAAUGAUCAGGUCAUGACUGCCUACUCACAGUUCUUGAUUUCUAAUAGGCGUUUUGGUGGGACCGCAUAA